CGACCGGGGUCGGAUAUGAGGAGACGAAGAGACGAGACUAUGGGGUUGGUACGCCCUUGUGGUUGUUUACAACAUAUGGUUAACCUGGUUACACGACAAAGCCCAACUUGGUCGUCUUCCGUCAGGUCGCCUUUCUGCUGCUCAAGCUGCUUUUUGUGUUGGGUUCGAGAGAAAGUUGCGAGUACUUUCCAAGGAGACCCACAUAGACUAGCGUUCUAUUGGUUGCGGAGAAAAGAUGUUCAGUACCGACCUGAGACCUUUGGCCAUGAUGAUGGCCAAUAG
Messenger RNA from Rasamsonia emersonii CBS 393.64, 282 nucleotides. RefSeq lists its product as uncharacterized. Lineage: Eukaryota; Fungi; Ascomycota; Eurotiomycetes; Eurotiales; Trichocomaceae. The transcript has a single exon. The record is from RefSeq and is a predicted model, not a curated record. The annotation marks the transcript as partial.